Medicago truncatula (barrel medic) is the source of this 1847-nucleotide messenger RNA. Its product is annotated as SUPPRESSOR OF GAMMA RESPONSE 1. NCBI's taxonomy places the organism in Eukaryota, Viridiplantae, Streptophyta, Magnoliopsida, Fabales, Fabaceae. Bases 116 to 1561 code for a protein of 481 amino acids. Gene Ontology annotation, biological process: regulation of DNA-templated transcription. The transcript is spliced from 6 exons. Gene Ontology annotation, cellular component: nucleus. Gene Ontology annotation, molecular function: DNA-binding transcription factor activity; transcription cis-regulatory region binding. The record is from RefSeq and is a predicted model, not a curated record.
GAAAUUAUUAAAACAUAAUUUGUCAAGAGACAGAGACAGAGACAGCAACACUUUGUUCAUUGUAUCAUCGGAAGUUUGAGAGUCUCUCUCUCACUCACUCGGUGUUCUCUCCCUUAUGGCUGCGUCUGGACCAUCAUGGUUGGUGGACAAAAGGAGAAUUGCAACAAAAAUAAAGCGUGCAUCUGAAGCAACCGAAAAAGUUAUAUGGGAAAGCAAUCCUACCAGAGCUUGCCCAAAUUGUCAACAUGUUAUCGACAACAGUGAUGUAACACAAGAGUGGCCUGGAUUACCUAAAGGUGUAAAAUUUGAUCCAUCUGAUCAAGAGAUAAUAUGGCACUUGCUUGCAAAAGUUGGUGAAGGAAAUCUAGAACCCCAUCCUUUCAUCGAUGAAUUUAUCUCUACUCUUCAAAUGGAUGAUGGUAUUUGUUAUACUCAUCCUAAGCGUUUACCAGGUGUUUCACAAGAUGGAAUUGCUUCACACUUUUUCCACAGAGCUAUCAAAGCUUAUAAUACUGGAAGCCGAAAGCGUAGAAAAAUAUGUGGUCAAGAUUUUGGUGAUGUCCGCUGGCACAAGACCGGAAGGACUAAACCUAUCCUCUUGAACGGGCUUCAGAAAGGCUGUAAAAAGAUUAUGGUUCUUUAUAUGACUCUGGAGAGUGGAGGAAAAGCUGAGAAAACUAACUGGGUUAUGCAUCAAUAUCAUCUUGGAAGACAAGAGGAUGAAAAGGAUGGAGAAUAUGUUAUUUCUAAAGUAUUUUACCAGCAGCAGCAAGCCAAAUUGGGCGAAAAAGAUGACCAAAAUGUUCCUGAAACCACGGAAGCAACUGUUGUAAAAGUGGAUCCAGUCACUCCCAAUUCUGUGACGCCUGAACCUCCUCGCAAUGAGAAGCAUUGUUCAGAUGUAGACCAAGAACAAGAAUCUCAUCAUAGUCCUCAGAUUCUACCAAAUCUUUCUCGGUUAGAAUGGCUACUUGAAAGUCAGGAUGAUUGUGAAGAGCUUGCAAAAACUGACUCGUCGAUGAUAGAAACUCAAACUAAUGUAGGCGUUGAUAACUUUGACCUGUCGCAUAAUUUAUUGGAUUCACAGCAACUUGAAAGUCAGGAUGAUUGGGAAGAGCUUGCAAAAACUGACUCGUCGACGGUAGAAACUCAAACUAAUGUAGGCGUCGAUAACUUUGACCUGUCGCAGAAUUUAUUGGAUUCACAGCAACUUGCGGAAGGACUUUCCUUGUUCGCAGAUUUCUUUCAGAGCCAGUCUCCGAAAAGGGAUGGGGAAAGCGGAGAGCAAAUGGAACGACCUAGUCUUUCCGUAUAUGCUCAUUUAGGAGCAGAGCAAUUGAAGAAAGAUAUUGAAGAGUGUCAAAAUCUUGAACUUAACACUACAAAGAAGAAUGAUAUUGAAGAAUGCCUUAAUCUUGACGUUGAGACUGAAAAAAAUCUCAACCUUGACACUGCAAAUGUAGAGCUUGACUCACAACCUUCCGAUAUUCGAUUAAGUCAACUGGAAUUCAGCUCACAGGAUAGCUACAUUGCGUGGGGUGGUUGCAAGACAAUCAACUAACAUUUUCUUCACUUAUGAUGAGAAGUAAUACCUUUUGCAACUGCAGUUUCUGAUAAAUUGCAAUUUUGAAAUCAGAGGGGCAAAUUAAAUUGUUACAACUUUAGUGAAGUAGUGGUUUGAAACUUUUUAACCAACCAAGCUGUAAUCAAUGUUUUCUUUUUGUACAAUGAAGUUGUAUAGUAGUAUGUUUCAUCUAGGUACUCAAAUAUUGAAAUGUGGACUUGACCUGUCCACAUAUAAAGGACCCAUGCUGCUCUCUUUGAAAGUAACAGAUACAUUGUGCAUA